AUGGACGGUACUAGGGUAACCUCCUCGCUGGAACGAUCCGCUCCGGCUCCUUUGCAAGAUGAGGCGGAAGUGCCUCUGGAUUCGUCCAAUCUCGUGGCUCCCAGUGUGAGCUCUAUCGUAUCAAUGGUUCGAAACCAAGAGGCAGCAGCAGAAGAAGAACAACAACAGCAAGAAGGUCCCAUUCUGGUACAAUGGACGCAGUUCACGUCUACCAUCCACAGAGGGAUUUCCCAUGCGGUGGUGAAACUUUCUUGUCUAGCUGCUCGCAACCCCAAGACGGUAGUCGCACUUGUCUGCUUCUUGUCAGUGGCACUGCCUCUAUUGGGUCUCUUGACGAAUCUACAAAUCGAAGUCGAGCAAGAAGCCAUCAUUUCGCCGUUUAACUCUCUGAGUCGAAAGCACUCUGAUUGGAUCCAAGAACAAGCUGGCUUUCCACAGCCUACCAGACCCUUUGACUUGUUGGUGCACCGCAAUGGUGAUACCGUGUUGGAUGUAAACACCAUGCGCAAAGUGUUUGAGGCGCUGGAAAUCUUUCAAGCGACGCCCGGAUACGCCAAGAUUUGUGCCUCGAGUGAUUAUGAGAUACCCAACACGGGCCAACGAACCUGUCGGAUCAAUGCAGCGACUCGCUUCUGGUGGCAUAAUAGUACCCUCUUUGAAGAGCAAGUGAAAAGUGAAGCAGAUCUUAUCCGAAUUCUCUCGGCCGAUGAAUAUCCUCUGGGGACUCCUGUGGGUGAUCAUGACUUUAUUCUAGGGAAUUAUCAAAUGAUGAUGCAAGCGGAACAGCCCGAGCAGAAGAAGAAUAGUACCGUCACAACCACAACAACCAACGUCUUGACAUCGGCUCAAUCCUACAUUAUCCGUAUCGAUGUUCCUGUUGUGGAAGGCAGGAGCCCCUUUGCCUUUGAAGACGCUGUCACGGAAGUACUCAUUGACAUCCGGCAGGCAUGGGACGAGGACGAAUCGCACAAAAUUCAUCUCGAAUUCUUCACCUUUCGAUCCAUCCACAAGGAGUUCACCAGAGCCAUUGCCAACGAUUUACCGCUUUACCCGGCAGUGUUCUUUAUCAUGUGUGGGUUUGCUUGUCUUACGUUUUAUCGAAAGGACAGAGUGCGAUCGAGAUGUUUGUUGGGCAUUGGAGCUGUCGUGACGGUUCUACUAAGUCUCAUGUCCGGCAUGGGACUGCUCUUUGUGAUUGGCGUUCCGUUGACAAACCUUACGGGGAGUCUGGCUUUUGUUGUCUUUGGAGUGGGCUUGGACGAUACGUUUAUCAUAAUGGGCCAUUACAACCGCACGGAUCCUCGCAAAUCUCCGGUGGAACGCGUGGAGGAAACAAUGGAAGUUGUGGGAUUGUCAAUCUUUGUCACUACUGUGACCACCAUGAUGGCCUUUGGCUUGGGAACUCUGUCCGCGGUUCCUGCCAUCAACUGGUUGUGCUGGUAUGCCUGGCCCACCAUCCUUAUCGAUUUCCUGUAUCAGAUCACCUUUUACAUCGCAUUGGUCAUACUGGAUGAAGAAAGGAUCAUGGCUAACCGUCGAGAUUGCCUUGUUUGCAUCACUGUACCACCACGAAAGCAAAUGGACACGCAGAAAUCGGCUCCCUCGGAGGAAGAGAAAGAGGAAGAAUGUGAUGAAUUGGAGCCUGACAGUCUCAGCGGUCAAGACGAGGAAGAAGAGGUCGCACAGACUGGCAAAACUUAUCAAGAACGUUUCAUGGAAUCCUACGCCAAGUUCCUGCUCCGACCUAAAGUCAAGAUUGCUGUCAUUGCUGCGUUUCUCAUUUACUUUGGCAUUGCAUUGUAUUUUGCCACUUUGCUGGAGCAAGAGUUCAAACCGCAGGAAAUCGUGCCCGGAGAUUCUUACGUGAAAGGUUUUCUGAAUGGCGUGAACCAGUACAGCAAACAGGUCAUCAUUGUUGGAGCCUACUUUCGCAACGUCGACCAAUCCAACAGCACAACGCAGGACUCUAUGCGUGAGUACAUUGAGAAGCUGGGCAACUUGUCUCAAAUCAAUGAACAGCCACCGUUUUGUUGGGUACGUGACUUUCAAGAAAUCCAAAAGAAUUAUGCAGCCAUGGCCGAGACACUGCAAGAGCUCCCCUUCAGUGAACAACUCGACUUUGCACUGUCCAUCCCAGCCAUCAAAGAAGUUUACGGCAGUGACAUUGUCGUCGAUGCCGAGUCGGGGAACAUCACAGCAUCUCGUUGUUGGCUCUUCAUGAAGCAUUUGGAUCUGCAAGAUGUGGAAGAACAGACUAAAAUGCUCCUGGAUCAACGCCGACUAUCGCGUGAUCAGCUCGAGAACCAAGGAACGUCAGAGUUUGCAUUCUUUUCAUUUGACAUUUGGUAUAUCAUUUGGGAGUUUUAUAACGUUGCCCUGAACGAGCUCAUCCUGACGACGAUUGGCGGGAUUGUAGCUGUGAGCAUCGUGGCGUUCUUCUUCAUACCACACUGGACUGCUGUGUUGUUUGUGUCACCCUUGAUCACAACCCUCUACAUUGACCUUCUCGGAACCUUGUCCAUGGCUGGCGUCAGCGUCAACGUUGUAACCUACGUGUGCCUUGUCAUUUCUGUGGGGCUGUUGGUGGACUUUUUGAUGCACAUGUUGCUCAAGUACUAUGAAUCACACGAGCGAACGCGCGAAGAGAAAGUUAGGGAUACUCUGGUUACCAUGGGCCCUUCCAUUUUGGUUGGAGGUCUAUCAACUUGUUUAGGGGUAGUCCCUUUGGCAUUCAGUGGAAAUGACGUCAACAAAGUGGUGUUCACUUCUUUCUUUGCAAUGGUUACCCUUGGUUUCGUCCAUGGAUUGAUCUUUCUUCCCGUCAUCCUUUCCAUGGUUGGUCCCACAAAUACGCGUUCAAGACAGUUGAAGACUGCGGAGAAAGAGGUGGAAAAGUCAAGCGAUGAUGAAGCAGUUGUAGAGCGUGAGCUCUCGAUGGCGUUCUCUGUGGGAUCGAUCAGCGUUUGA
Molecule: messenger RNA, 2967 nt
Organism: Seminavis robusta
Lineage: Eukaryota; Bacillariophyta; Bacillariophyceae; Naviculales; Naviculaceae
Source: the annotation of a GenBank genome assembly